Molecule: messenger RNA, 285 nt
Organism: Cadophora gregata
Lineage: Eukaryota; Fungi; Ascomycota; Leotiomycetes; Helotiales; Ploettnerulaceae
Exons: 1
Coding region: 1-285 (94 amino acids)
Source: RefSeq, a predicted model, not a curated record
AUGAUGUCCCAAGCCCUGAGCAUAACGGCUGCCAUCGAUAUCAGAUCUUGGAGGGCGACACCUGGUGCUUACUCGUGCCACCCUUGCUACCGCGGUCGUCAUCGUACAGGCGAGGCGCCAGGGGUCGAAAAGCUGGCUGGGCCAACCACAGUCAAGCGAGACAUCAAAACCAGCUUCACCGUCAGGGUGAAACAAACAAAUGAUUGGAUCUGGCUACAGAUCAACGGAAUCACGACACCCAUCAGGACUGUUGCGCCGACAGGCGAGCAAAAAGAGACUCAAUGA